GGCUAAAAGGGGUUGAGUUUACACCCCAGCCAGUUUACGCUCCUCCUCAAGGGGGAUGGUCCUCAAACAGACCUCCUCCCUCCAGAUCAGCUGAUAAGAAGCUCGGCCCUCACCCCUUCUUCCACCCUCUCAUUGUGAGCCACCUUUGCGGAUUUGGGAGUUGCGCACCAUGGGGACUCCGAAUGACCAGGCUGUGUUGCAGGCCAUCUUCAACCCGGACUCCCCAUUUGGAGACAUCAUUGGAUUGGACCCAGGACAGGAAGCACAGAAGGAAGUAGAUGAAGAUGGAGUUUUCCCUCGAGCACAGCUGGAGCAGUCCAAGGCCCUGGAGCUGCAGGGGGUGAUAGCAGCAGAAGCUGGUGACCUCAGUACAGCCCUGGAGAGGUUUGGUCAAGCCAUCAACCUAUUGCCUGAGAGGGCUUCAGCCUACAACAACCGAGCCCAGGCCCGGCGACUCCAGGGAGAUGUGGCAGGAGCCCUGGAAGACCUGGAGCGCGCGCUGGCGCUGAGCGGCGGCCGGGGCCGCGCCGCCCGCCAGGGGUUCGUGCAGCGCGGGCUCGUGGCGCGGCUGCAGGGCCGGGACGACGACGCCCGCGAGGACUUUGAGCGAGCGGCGCGGCUGGGCAGCGAGUUCGCCCGGCGCCAGCUGGUGCUGCUCAACCCUUACGCGGCUCUGUGCAACCGCAUGCUAGCAGACAUGAUGGGGCAGCUGCGCGGGGAGCUCAACGGGCGCUGAGCCGCUGGCGGGUGGGGGCGGGUGGGAGGGGCACCUGCAACCAAUAAAGCUGCCGG
This is a messenger RNA of Phacochoerus africanus (Common warthog), 792 nucleotides long. It is a transcript of the gene TTC36, whose product is annotated as tetratricopeptide repeat domain 36. The transcript has 3 exons. Gene Ontology annotation, biological process: cilium assembly. Gene Ontology annotation, molecular function: protein binding. The coding region runs from base 170 to 736 and encodes 188 amino acids. The record is from RefSeq and is a predicted model, not a curated record. NCBI's taxonomy places the organism in Eukaryota, Metazoa, Chordata, Mammalia, Artiodactyla, Suidae.